Molecule: messenger RNA, 846 nt
Organism: Letharia columbiana
Lineage: Eukaryota; Fungi; Ascomycota; Lecanoromycetes; Lecanorales; Parmeliaceae
Exons: 4
Coding region: 1-846 (281 amino acids)
Molecular function (GO): oxidoreductase activity
Source: RefSeq, a predicted model, not a curated record
AUGGCGAGCACUAAGCGAGGUCUACGCCUGGAAGGCAAAAAGGCCAUCAUUACUGGCGCUGCUGGCGGCAUUGGCCUCGAAACAACGAUCCUCUUCGCCCGCGAAGGCGCCGCAGUCCUCAUGGCGGACAUAUCCGAGCCCGCCCUUGCUACCGCACUAGCAAAAGUCCACACCAUUCUCCCAGAUCCGCCUCGACUCGAAACCAUCAAAUGCGACGUGUCUAAAGAAUCUGACGUCGAAGCCAUGGUCAAACAUGUCGACUCAUGGGGCGGCGUCGACAUCAUGUUCAACAACGCCGGCAUCAUGCACGGUGAUGAUGCUGACGCAAUUGAUACGCCGGAAAAGAUCUGGGAUUUGACUCACAAUAUCAAUGUCAAGGGUGUAUGGUUUGGAAGUAAACAUGCUGUGCUAAGCAUGCGGAGGCAUGAGAAAAAGGUUGGGAGUAUUAUUAACACAGCCAGCGUGGUUGCUUUGGUGGGAAGUGCGACGCCGCAGCUGGCAUACACAGCGAGCAAAGGCGCUGUACUGGCAAUAACAAGAGAGUUGGCGAUUGUGCAUGCGAAGGAAGGGUUUAGAUUCAAUGCGUUGUGUCCUGCCCCAUUGAACACCGCGCUCCUUCAAGACUGGCUCGGCGAUGACGCAGCCAAACGCCACCGCCGCGAGAUCCACUUCCCAUCAGGCCGCUUCGGCGAAGCCAUUGAACAAGCCCAAGCCGUCUUAUUCUUGGCCAGCGACGAGAGUAGUUUCGUGAAUGGGACUGACUUCGUGGUUGAUGGGGGAUUGACAAGAGCAUAUGUGACCGCUCAAGGCCCUGCGACCAAGCCACCUGCCAACUUUGCUAGAUAG